Molecule: messenger RNA, 669 nt
Organism: Saprolegnia diclina VS20
Lineage: Eukaryota; Oomycota; Saprolegniomycetes; Saprolegniales; Saprolegniaceae
Exons: 3
Coding region: 1-669 (222 amino acids)
Biological process (GO): intracellular protein transport; vesicle fusion; vesicle-mediated transport
Cellular component (GO): membrane; SNARE complex; endomembrane system
Molecular function (GO): SNARE binding; SNAP receptor activity
Source: RefSeq, a predicted model, not a curated record
AUGGCAGCCGACAUGGCCGUGACCGAGGUCGAGACCGCGAUCACGCGGCUCGGGCGCAUCACGAGCGAUAUCAAGACCAAGACGUCGCUCUUUGGGACACCGCAGGACACACGUGCCAACCACGACCAGCUCAAUGCGCUCGCCAAGGAAGGCAACGACUCGGUGCAGAUGCUUCGCAAGCAGCUGCAGAGCCUCUCGAGCGCCACGUCGACUGCCAACAAGAGCGCCGUGCGCAAGCUCUCCAAGGGCUUCCAAGCGCAAGUUACUGCGUUUGAGCAGGCGUGCAGCAGCAUGGUCGCGUCCGAAAAGUCGGCGGUCGAGCUCAUUCGGAGAACGUCAACGAAGCUGGACCCGUCCGCGCAAGACGGCCUCGCGUGCAACGAAGACCAGCUCUACGCGCAAGCCCAAGUGAGCGUUUACAACGAAGACGAUCUUGUGCGGCGCGAAGAAGACAUCGUCAAGAUCAACCACCAGCUGCGCGAGAUCAAGGCCGCGUACGAAGAAGUGGGCGGUCUCCUCGAAGACCAGAAAGACGUUGUGAUUGAAAUCGCCAACAACACCGAGGCCGCCCGCGAGAAUGCGCGCGAUGGGCUCGAGAAUGUCCAGCAAGCCGACAAGAAGACGGGCUACUGCACGUGCACGUGCUGCUAUCUCUGCACGAUCAUGUGA